Molecule: messenger RNA, 2027 nt
Organism: Trematosphaeria pertusa
Lineage: Eukaryota; Fungi; Ascomycota; Dothideomycetes; Pleosporales; Trematosphaeriaceae
Product: DnaJ-domain-containing protein
Exons: 2
Coding region: 105-1802 (565 amino acids)
Cellular component (GO): cytoplasm
Molecular function (GO): nucleic acid binding; zinc ion binding
Source: RefSeq, a predicted model, not a curated record
CACAAACAGCCGCCGCCGCCGACACCAAGUUUUCUUCUAGACGCAGAAUCUGCAUGCCCGCUGCAUGGUAGCGCCUCAACUCUUGCCCGCCCUGGCCCAUCGCGAUGGGCGCGUCGCAGUCGACUGGCGGACCGGGUGCGCCUGGCGCUGGCGAUAGCGGAGAGAUCAAGACGAGCUACUACGAGCUGCUGGGCCUUGAGAGGACUGCCACGGAUGAAGAGAUCAAGAAAGCAUACCGCCGAAAAGCCCUCGAGCUCCACCCCGACCGCAACUAUGGCGACGCCGAGCGCACCACCGCCCUCUUCGCCGAAGUCCAGUCCGCCUACGAGGUCCUGUCCGAUCCGCAGGAGCGCGCCUGGUACGAUGCGCACGAAGGAGACAUACUGCGGGGUGGCGAGGGUGGAGGCGAGGCGCAUUAUGAGUUCAACAUGCGGUCUACGACCGUGGACGAUAUCUCGCGGCUGAUGGGCAAGUUCAGAGGGAACGUCGACUUCUCGGACUCGCCGAAUGGCUUCUUCGGCUUCGUGCGGGAAACGUUCGAGCAGCUGGCACGCGAGGAGGAGAACGCAGCGGAGCAUGCGGGGCUCAAAGUGCCAGACUACCCGUCGUUUGGGCACAAGGAUGACACGUACGAAGAUGUGGUGCGCGACUUCUACUCAGCCUGGAAUGGAUUUGCCACUGUGAAGACAUUCGCGUUCCUGGACGUCUACCGGCUCUCCGACGCGCCCGACCGUCGCGUGCGCCGGCUCAUGGAGAAGGAGAACAAGAAGUUCCGGGAUGAAGGCAUACGGCAGUUCAACGACGCUGUGCGCACACUAGUAGCCUUCGUACGCAAGCGCGACCCACGGUACACACCGUACACGCAGACAGCCGAGGAGGCGGCUAAGGCACAACGCGAGGCGAGAAAGGCACAAGCUGCCCGGUCAAGAGCUGCGUAUGCAGCAAAGGCAGGGUUACAAGAGGAUGCCGUCCCCGAGUGGGCGAGGGCAAGAGAUCCAGAUGAGGUGGAAGAGGAGACGGAGGAAGAGAUUGAGGAGGACCACUACGAAUGCGUGGCAUGUCGGAAGACGUUCAAGAGCGAGCAGCAGUACGAUGCGCAUGAGAGAAGCAAGAAGCAUCAAAAAGCGGUCCAGGCACUGAAGAGGAAGAUGCAGAAGGAUAACGCGCAUCUGCAUCUCGACGAAGAGGUCACCAGCAGCGGUGUCAUGACGCCCGCCUCAGCCGAGGACGAAAUUCCUGUGGAAGUCGCAGGCUCGGAACCAGGAGUACUUGAUGACUCUAUGGACAUCGUAGACGGAGUUGAAGACCUCAAAGUGGACGACGGCGAAGGGCCGCAGUUGAAUGGCUCGGAAGCAGAGGACGUGACGCAGCGUAAACCACGCGCACCUACCGAUAGCGCCUCAACCGGCGAGGACGAAGAAAAUGACGAUGACGAAUACGCCUCACGCUCCGACGUCGAAGCUCGACUCGCCGGCUUCCGCAAGGCUGCCGAUGCCCCUGACAUCCACAACGAACCCCAACGUCCUACUGUAGAAAUCGUCGACGACCCUUUACACCUCGACGACACUCCCGAUUCCGAAAAUGCUACCCCAGCCGGCAAGAAGCUCGGCAAAGCUGCACAAAAACGCGCGAAGAAAGCCGCGAAGCAGGCGACGGAGCAAGAAGAUCUAAAGAGCAAGUGUAUUGGGUGCGGUAAGGGCUUUGCUACAAAGAACCAGCUGUUCCAACAUCUGAAGGAUUUCCCUAAGCAUGCGGCGCUGAAACAGGUGCCCCAGGGAGGAAAGAAGGCAAAAAAGAAGUGAACGCUGGAUGGAUAUCGCAUUGCACGAGCUGCGGUUACGACAUGAGCAUAGAUGGAUGGGUCACUUUGCAUAGCACCGGCGUUUGUCUGUUUCAAAAAGCAGGAUAGAUAUAUCGCAUCUUGUGCGCUCCGAGAGGACUAGUAUGUUGCAACGGCACCCUCGUGGUCUUUGGCUCCUUCUGAGCUGAUAUAAGAUAAUUUCAGACAGAUGGCCAUGGUCUGGAUG